AUGUCUGGUCGCGGUAAAGGAGGGAAGGGUCUGGGGAAAGGCGGCGCCAAGCGCCACAGGAAAGUGCUCCGGGACAACAUCCAGGGCAUCACCAAACCUGACAUCCAAUGUUUGGCAAGCAGAGGGGGAGUCAAGUGCAUCUCCGGACUCAUCUAUGCUCAAAGCAUUCCUGGACAAUGUCAUCCGCGAUGCCGUCACCUACAGCGAGCACGCCAAGAGGAAGACCGUCACCGCCAUGGAUGUCAUCUAGCUCUCAAAUGA
Molecule: messenger RNA, 261 nt
Organism: Staurois parvus
Lineage: Eukaryota; Metazoa; Chordata; Amphibia; Anura; Ranidae
Source: the annotation of a GenBank genome assembly